Oryctolagus cuniculus (rabbit) is the source of this 1804-nucleotide messenger RNA. The record is from RefSeq and is a predicted model, not a curated record. Lineage: Eukaryota; Metazoa; Chordata; Mammalia; Lagomorpha; Leporidae.
AUCUUCGAGUUCUCUCUUCCCACCGCCGUCAUGUCAAAGUCAGAGUCGCCCAAGGAGCCCGAGCAGCUGCGGAAGCUCUUCAUCGGAGGGCUGAGCUUUGAGACGACCGAUGAGAGCCUGAGGAGCCAUUUUGAGCAAUGGGGCACGCUCAUGGACUGCGUGGUAAUGAGAGACCCGAACACCAAGCGCUCCAGGGGCUUUGGGUUUGUCACCUACGCCACCGUGGAGGAGGUGGAUGCGGCCAUGAACGCAAGGCCACACAAAGUGGAUGGAAGAGUUGUGGAACCAAAGAGGGCUGUGUCGAGAGAAGAUUCCCAAAGACCAGGUGCCCACCUCACUGUGAAAAAGAUCUUCGUGGGUGGCAUUAAAGAAGACACUGAAGAGCAUCACCUCCGAGAUCACUUUGAGCAGUACGGGAAAAUCGAGGUGAUUGAGAUCAUGACUGACCGAGGCAGUGGCAAGAAGAGGGGCUUUGCUUUUGUGACCUUCGAUGACCAUGACUCCGUGGAUAAGAUUGUCAUUCAGAAAUACCACACUGUGAAUGGCCACAACUGUGAAGUGAGGAAGGCCCUGUCAAAGCAGGAGAUGGCCAGCACUUCGUCCACCCCGAGAGGUCGAAGUGGUUCUGGAAACUUUGGUGGUGGUCGUGGAGGUGGUUUUGGUGGCAAUGACAACUUUGGUCGUGGAGGAAACUUCAGUGGUCGUGGUGGCUUCGGCGGCAGCCGCGGUGGAGGUGGUUAUGGUGGCAGUGGGGAUGGUUACAAUGGAUUUGGUAAUGACGGUGGUUAUGGAGGAGGCGGCCCUGGUUACUCUGGAGGAAGCAGAGGCUAUGGAAGUGGUGGACAGGGUUAUGGAAACCAGGGCAGUGGCUAUGGCAGGAGUGGCAGCUAUGACAGCUAUAACAACGGCGGAGGCGGCUUUGGCGGUGGUAGUGGAAGCAAUUUUGGAGGCAGCGGAGGCUACAAUGAUUUUGGCAAUUACAACAAUCAAUCUUCAAAUUUUGGACCCAUGAAGGGAGGAAAUUUUGGAGGCAGAAGCUCUGGCCCCUAUGGUGGUGGCGGCCAAAAUUUUGCCAAACCACGAAAUCAAGGUGGCUAUGGUGGUUCUAGCAGCAGCAGCAGCUAUGGCAGUGGCAGAAGGUUUUAAUAACUGCCAGGAACCAAAGCUUAGCAGGAGAGGAGAGCCAGAGAAGUGACAGGGAAGCUACAGGUUGCAACAGAUUUGUGAACUCAGCCAAGCACAGUGGUGGCAGGGCCUAGCUGCUACAAAGAAGACAUGCUUUAGACAAUACUCAUGUGUAUGGGCAAAAAAACUCGAGGACUGUAUUUGUGACUAAUUGUAUAACAGGUUAUUUUAGUUUCUGUUCUGUGGAAAGUGUAAAGCAUUCCAACAAAGGGUUUUAAUGUAGUUUUUUCUUUUUUUUUUUCUUUUGCACCCAUGCUGUUGAUUGCUAAAUGUAAUAGUCUGAUCAUGACGCUGAAUAAAUGUGUUCUUUUUUUUUUUAAAUGUGCUGUGUAAAGUUAGUCUACUCUGAAGCCAUCUUGGUAAACUUCCCCAAAAAGUGUAAAGUCAGAAUUCAUCAGGCUGAUGCCAGGUUCCAUUUGAGAUUUAUUUACAAAAUGCUUGGGUGGAGAAGCUGUUCUCAGAUACAUGAGUUACUGUUGUGACCUUCUGAAGUUCACCAUUAAAAGCCACCCAAGCAAAGUCAUGGGGUUAUUUGGUUAUAAGAAUGAUUGUUGGCACAUCCUUUGCAAUAUAUCUAAAUUGAAUAAUGGUACCAGAUAAAAUUACAGAUGGGAAUGAA